Messenger RNA from Neltuma alba, 1316 nucleotides. RefSeq names its product probable RNA methyltransferase At5g51130. Lineage: Eukaryota; Viridiplantae; Streptophyta; Magnoliopsida; Fabales; Fabaceae. The transcript has 9 exons. The coding region runs from base 73 to 990 and encodes 305 amino acids. Gene Ontology annotation, molecular function: snRNA binding; RNA methyltransferase activity; O-methyltransferase activity. The record is from RefSeq and is a predicted model, not a curated record. Gene Ontology annotation, biological process: snRNA modification.
AGGUCUCGAUUCGUCAAGCUCUUAUACAGUGAUACAGAGUUGCUUCCAGGAGGAAAGAGGAAGAAGGAAUUAAUGGGAAAUAAUGCGAAGGGCGAAGAUGAAAAUCAAAGCCGAAACCCGGUCAAAUAUAAGCUUAAUGUGAAGGGCGAAGGUGAAACUCAAAGCCAAAACCCGGCGAAAACCAACAACAAAAAGCGUAAGGAAGUCUUUCCUUAUGGCAAUUACAGGAAUUACUAUGGCUAUCGAAUAGGUCAAGACCUAGAUGAAGAUCCUCGAUUGAAAGUCUUCAGGAAGGAAUGGUUUGAGGGAAAGGAUUGUCUUGAUAUUGGCUGCAACAACGGGAGAAUUACCAUCCAAAUUGCAAAGAAGUUUCUCUGCCGGAGCAUUCUUGGAAUUGACAUUGAUUCUAAUCUGGUUCAGGAUGCAUACUGGAAUCUGAGAAAAGCAGUCAAAUUAGAGUCUUCUGUGAAGAAACCUGCAAACGCCUCAAAGCUAAGAGUUGAGGACCAGCCUGAUGGUAAUUUAGAACAGAGUGUUACUGUCUCAUCAUCUUAUGAAGAGCCCAAAGAACCUUCAUCUAUGGAGGGCAGAAAUCUGUCUGAUGUUGUUUCAUUCCAAAGAGAUAAUAUUGUUAAGAGUCAUCAUUCCCCAGAAAAACGCUAUGACACAAUUAUAUGUAUGAGUGUGACAAAAUGGGUACAGCUCAAUUGGGGGGAUGAUGGCUUGCUCACAUUAUUUGCAAAGAUUUGGAAAAUGCUUCGACCAGGUGGUGUUCUUGUGUUGGAACCUCAGCCAUGGAAAUCAUAUGAAAGUAAUCGUCUUGUCUCAGAGACUACUGCUGUCAACUACCGUAAUAUAAUGUUUCGUCCAGAACAGUUUCAGGAAAUACUAUUGGACAAGGUUGGAUUCAGAACCGUAGAAGAUAUCACUUCAGAAUUGUCAGGGACCAAAACUGGUUUCAAUAGACCAAUUUUGGUGUUUAAGAAAUGAGCCAUACAGAAAGUCAGAUAUCUUGUUCUGUCUUGGUAAAGUGGAGGGUCAAUGCAACACCAGCAACUAACGACGAGUAUAUGUCUGUUGACUUAGCCCGGGUGAAAGAGGGACAAGUAUCUAUGAAUACGACGGCGAUGUUUGCCGCAUUGCUUGCUUGGAAUGGGCGUGAAGUGAGUUGGUAGUACAUAUUUGAUCAAAUUUGAUAUUUAAAGCGAAACCGGCAAUGCCUACUCGAUGCGUUUCACUCCGGUUCGAAUUCUGCGCACAUCAUGGGACCGUCCAGCUGUAUUUGAUUAUAUCCUAUGCUGCUUUGAUUCAUGGAA